CCAGUGAUGAAGUAUUGAAUUUGUUGUAGGCUAUUAGACAAGGCAACUCCGUUAACAGGCUGAUCAGACAAUGUCAAAUCCUCUUUUUAUUCUUAAGAAAAAAAUUCAGAAGUUCUUAAGAAAAUAUUUGAGAACUUCUUAAGAAAUUUUCAAGAAAGGCACUUAGAAACAUUCUUCUUAUAAUUUAUCCUAAGAACUUUCUUAGUGAAUCCAGCCCCUGAAUCCUAAUACGAUUGGUUUAUCAUUCCAUGAUGCUGAAAAAACUACUACUACAUUUCCGAUGAAGUAAUCUGAUCCAGAAAAGCUAACGUGUUUUUAGCCAGAUAGCACAUUAUGUGCUGUGCACACUGUGCUUCGUGUAGAUUAUAUAAUGAUCUAUGCAUCAGAUUACAUUGAGUUGUGGCUCAUUCUAACAGGAAUCCCCUCCUCUAAGUAGUGGUGUCAUGUGUUUUUUGUUGAUUCAUGUUUUUCAUGUCUUUUAUUUUGAAAGUUAUUUCCUGUUUCAUUGUCAUGUGUCCCUAGUUAUGUGAUUUCAUGUUUUCCCUCCAUGUUCAUGUGUCUUGUUUUCAUUGGUUUAUUGUCUCGUUAUCUUGUUUAGAGUUCUGUUUGUUCAUUGGUUUAUGUUCUCGCAUGUCCAAGUAUUUAACCCAUCAUGUUUUCCACAGUCAAGUCAAGUCAAGUCAAGUCAAGUCAAGUUAAGUUAAGUCAAGUUGUUCAUGUUUAUGUUUUGUUUAGUUUAUAGUUAAAGUUUAUUGGAUUUCACUUUUUUAAAUAAAUUGCACUUGGGUUCUUAUCAUCAUCGUCUCUUCGUUUACCUCAGCGCCAGCGCAACAUUACAGAAUACUUGACCCAACCAUGAACCCAGCAGUUCUACUCCUACGCCUACAUUAGGGGAGUCAUCCCCUAGAGGAUUAUGUCCAGGACCUCUGCGCUCUGGCCUGCCAGAUCACUGGUUCUACGUUCACUGUGGGGGAGGCGGAUGCCGAGCCGGAGUUCCACGACAUGGCUGCCGAGCCGGAGUUCCACAACAUGGCCGCUGAGCCAGAGUUCCUCGUCAUGGUCGCUGUGCUAGCACCAUCGUUUGCCCCGGAUCCUCAGCCUGCUCCAUGCCAUGUCACAGCAACUCCUCAGCCUGCUCCAUGCCAUGUCACAGCCACGCCUGAGCCUGCCCCAUGCCACAUCACAGCCACACCUGAGCCUGCCCCGUGCCACGUCACAGCCACGCCUGAGCCUGCCCCAUGCCACGUCACAGCCAUGCCUGAUCCUGCCCCAUGCCACAUCACAGCCACGCCUGAGCCUGCCCCAUGCCACGUCACAGCCACGCCUGAGCCUGCUCCAUGCCACGUCACAGCCACGCCUAAGUCUGCUCCACGCCUUGUCAUAGCCACUUCUGCGCUAUUAGACCUGGAGAUGGUUCCCACCCUUGUACCCACCCUUAGUUCUCCUGAGCAGGCAAGGGGAACUUUCAACCCUCCGACCCCGCCUGGACCCUCAGAGCCCUGGACUCCGCCUUGGCCUGUUGGUCCCUCGACAUCACCUCAGCUCUGCGUUCCCUCGGCUCCACUGCAGUCCUUCAGCCUGUCGGCUUUGCCAGGGUCCCUCGUCCCUCCGGCUCCUCCUUGGUCUGUCAGUCACCUGGCUCCGCCAUGGCUCUCCAAUCCUCUGGCUGCGCCUCGUCCCUCCGAUCCGUCAGCAAAACCGGGGACCUCCUUCCCUACGGCUCCACCUUGGCCUCAGUCCCACUGGCUCCACCUCAGUCUUCCGAUUCCCCCAGCUCUGUCUUGCUCCUCCGAGCCUCUGGCGCCGCCUUGGUCCUCCCUGCCUCUGACUCCACCCUGGCCCUUCGAGUCUUCGGCUAAUCUCCGGGUAUCCAGUUCUCCAUGGCUCCGCCCCUCGAGCCUCCCAUGGCUCCACCCCCCACAGGCUCCACCCUGAUCCCAUGCUCCACGCCCUGCCAAGCCAUGCCUCAAGACAACCCCCAGCUCCCUAUUGAACUUUGAAUAUUAUGUCAUGUUUUAUGUGUUUUGUUAAUGUGUUGGGGCGUCAGGAGCCGCCCCUUGGUGGGGGGGGAUAUGUCAUGUGUAUUUUGUUGAUUCAUGUUUUUCAUGUCUUUUAUUUUGAAAGUUAUUUCCUGUUUCAUGUCAUGUGUCCCUAGUAAUGUGAUUUCAUGUUUUCCCUCCAUGUUCAUGUGUCUUGUUUUCAUUGGUUUAUUGUCUCGUUAUCUUGUUUAGAGUUCUGUUUGUUCAUUGGUUUAUGUUCUCCCAUGUCCAAGUAUUUAAGCCCUCAUGUUUUCCAUUGUUGGUUGUCAGGUAUUAUGUGUAUGUGUUUGGUAAUGUUGGUUCCAUGUCAAGUCUAGUCAAGUUGUUCAUGUUUAUGUUUUGUUUAGUUUAUAGUUAGGGUUUAUUGGAUUUCACUUUUGUAAAUAAAUUGCACUUGGGUUCUUAUCAUCAUCAUCAUCAUCGUCUUUGUCAUUGCCAGCAGCCAAUCGUUACAAGUGGUAUGUGAUAUUUUAUGUUCUGUUUAUUUUUCAUGAAAAUGCGGCUUAUAAGCAACACCUGUGUACAUGUAGCAUGUCUGUCAAAGACAUGAA
Myxocyprinus asiaticus (Chinese sucker) is the source of this 2590-nucleotide messenger RNA. RefSeq lists its product as uncharacterized. Bases 1003 to 1935 code for a protein of 310 amino acids. Lineage: Eukaryota; Metazoa; Chordata; Actinopteri; Cypriniformes; Catostomidae. The record is from RefSeq and is a predicted model, not a curated record. The transcript has 2 exons.